Molecule: messenger RNA, 1153 nt
Organism: Lacerta agilis (Sand lizard)
Lineage: Eukaryota; Metazoa; Chordata; Lepidosauria; Squamata; Lacertidae
Gene: LRPAP1
Product: LDL receptor related protein associated protein 1
Exons: 8
Coding region: 16-1074 (352 amino acids)
Biological process (GO): negative regulation of receptor internalization; negative regulation of very-low-density lipoprotein particle clearance
Cellular component (GO): cis-Golgi network; endosome; endoplasmic reticulum
Molecular function (GO): heparin binding; lipase binding; very-low-density lipoprotein particle receptor binding
Source: RefSeq, a predicted model, not a curated record
GUUUUCGGCUCCGCGAUGCUCCGGGCGCGGCUCCUCCGGGCGCUGCUGGCGGCGCUGGCCGUGCAGGCGGCGGCGGGAGGCAAGUACUCGCGGGAAGCCAACGAGGAGAAGGCGGCGGCGGACAAGGCGGCGCCCCCCGCGGAAUUCCGCCUGGUCAAGCUGAGCCAGGUGUGGGCGAAGGCGCAGCGGCUCCACCUCUCUGCUGUUAAAUUGGCAGAGCUGCACAGCGAUCUCAAAAUUCAGGAGAAGGAUGAGCUGAGCUGGAAGAAACUGAAGGCCGAAGGGCUGGAUGAAGAUGGAGAAAAGGAAGCCAAGCUCAGGCGCAAUCUAAAUGUGAUUCUGGCCAAGUAUGGAAUGGAUGGGAAGAAAGACGCGCAGCUGGGAGACACAAACCACAUCAAAGACGGCCUGGAGAACGAUGUGCUUGACGAUCCCCGGCUGGAGAAGCUCUGGAACAAGGCCAAAACUUCAGGGAAGUUCACUGACGAAGAGCUGGACAAGCUGUGGAGGGAGUUCAGGCACCACAAAGAGAAAGUCCAUGACUACAACCUGCUGCUGGAGGCCGUCAGUCGGACGGAAGACGUCCACAAGAACAUGAUUGCCGACCUGGAAGAGGAGGAGGAGGUUCCCCGCAAGCACGACCUGCUGCACCAGAAGCACUCUGAGCUCAAGGAGAAGCUGCACAGCAUCAACCAGGGCUUUGAGCGGCUGCGCAGGGUCACCCACCAGGGCUAUGACGACUCCAGCGAAUUUGAGGAGCCCCGAGUGAUUGACUUGUGGGAUCUGGCUAAAUCCACCAAUUUCACAGAGAAAGAGCUUGAAUCGCUUCGGGAAGAGCUCAAACACUUUGAAGCGAAGGUCGAGAAGCACCACCAUUACCAGAAGCAGCUGGAGAUUUCGCACCAGAAGAUGAGGCACAUUGAAGGGAUGGGAGACGAGGAGCAUCUCAGCCGCAACAAGGAGAAGACCGCCAUGCUGGAGGAGAAGACCAAGGAGCUGGGCUACAAGGUCAAGAAACACCUGCAGGACUUGUCCACCAGAAUUUCCAGAGGCCUUCAGCACAAUGAACUUUGAAACUUCCUUGUUCUCGUAGGAUCUCUGUACAUUGAUCAAAAUCAGUAUAUCCCAAGGUUUAUAUAAUUACUUAAAAUUC